This is a messenger RNA of Durio zibethinus, 2233 nucleotides long. RefSeq names its product putative cyclic nucleotide-gated ion channel 16. Gene Ontology annotation, molecular function: monoatomic ion channel activity. Lineage: Eukaryota; Viridiplantae; Streptophyta; Magnoliopsida; Malvales; Malvaceae. Gene Ontology annotation, biological process: monoatomic ion transport; transmembrane transport. The record is from RefSeq and is a predicted model, not a curated record. Gene Ontology annotation, cellular component: membrane.
AUGAAUAACCUCCAUUUCUACGCGUCCUCCCGCUUCGGAAACUUCCCUAAAACCUUCUCUCUCCGCCGGAAAGUUCCCUGGUGGGAUCAAAUCCUUGAUCCUGGAAGUCGAAUCAUAAGAAAUUGGAACUACAUUAUUCUUAUCACAUGCCUUAUAGCCUUAUUUUUGGACCCUCUCUAUUUUUACCUUCCAGUUAUUGGUGCCCCUGCGUGCAUGCAAAUCGAUAUAGGCCUAGGAAUCAUUGUCACGUUUUUUCGAACAGUGGCAGACUUGUUUUUUUUCGUGCACAUCUUCUUAAAGUUCAGGACAGCUUUUGUGGCACCGAAUUCAAGGGUUUUUGGAAAGGGAGAGCUCGUAAUGGAUCGAAGGGCCAUCGCAAUCCGGUACUUGAAGUCGAGUUUUGCCAUUGAUCUUGCAGCUGCCCUCCCUCUCCCACAGAUUGUCAUUUGGUUCAUAAUUCCGGCUGCUAAAAGUCCAUCAGCUGCUCAUGCUAACCAUACACUUUCUUUCAUUGUUCUCAUUCAAUAUGUUCCUCGAUUUGUCAUCAUGUUUCCUCUAAACCAACGGAUAAUUAAAACUACCGGGGUUGUGGCCAAGACUGCUUGGUCAGGGGCGGUAUACAAUCUCCUUCUGUGCAUGCUGGCUAGCCAUGUCUUAGGGUCUUCAUGGUAUGUCUUGUCCAUUCAACGGCAGUACGAGUGCUGGAGAGUAGAAUGUGCAAAGGAGAUUAAUACUACACACUCUCCAUCAUGUAAUCCUGUCUUCCUUGAUUGUAGUACCAUAGGAAAGCCUGAACGAAACUUUUGGCUCAAGAGCACUCGUGUGAUCACUAGUUGCGAUGCUAAAAAUGACGAUAACAACGACUUUCAGUUUGGAAUGUUUGCUGAUGCUUUCACCAACGAUGUUGCUUCAUCGGUUUUCACAGAUAAAUACUUUUAUUGCCUUUGGUGGGGUUUAAAAAAUUUAAGUUCAUAUGGACAAAAUAUUGCAACAAGUACUCUUAGUGGAGAAACUUUAUUUUGCAUUGUUAUUUGCAUCAGUGGUCUAGUCUUCUUCUCACAUCUAAUAGGCAACAUGCAGAGCUAUCUCCAAUCUACAACGGCAAGAAUAGAAGAGUGGAGAAUUAGACGAAGAGAUACAGAAGAGUGGAUGAGACACCGCCAAUUGCCACCAGAUUUGCAAGACCGUGUCCGCCGGUUUGUUCACUAUAAAUGGAUUGCCACAAGAGGUGUUGAUGAAGAAGCUAUAUUGAAGUCCUUACCCUUGGACCUCCGGCGUCAAAUUCAAAGGCAUCUUUGUCUUGCCCUUGUUCGCCGUGUUCCUUUUUUUGCUCAGAUGGAUGAUCAGCUCCUAGAUGCCAUAUGUGAACGCCUUGUAUCAUCCUUGAACACCAAAGACACGUACCUUGUCCGGGAAGGAGAUCCGGUUAAUGAGAUGCUUUUCAUCAUUAGAGGCCAACUAGAAAGCUCCACAACCAAUGGUGGUCGAACAGGAUUUUUCAAUUCCAUUACCCUGGGGCCUGGUGACUUUUGUGGUGAAGAGUUGCUGACAUGGGCCUUGAUUCCCACCUCUAGCUCCAGCUUAAACCUUCCAUUGUCAACCAGAACAGUCAAGUCACUUACUGAAGUUGAGGCCUUUGCUCUCCGGUCCUGGGAUCUCAAAUUUGUGGCAAAACAAUUUAAGCGACUGCAUAGCAAGAAACUACAACAUGCUUUCAGAUACUAUUCCCACCAAUGGAGGACGUGGGGAGCUUGCUUUAUACAAGCCGCUUGGAGAAGGUUCAAGAGGAAAAAGCUGGCAAUGGAGCUGGCAAGACAAGAAAGCUUGUAUGACAUGCAAGACAAUGAAGAUAGCUACAGUGAAGGAUCAGCCGGUGCGGAAUAUGACGAUGGUGAUGCUGCACCAGCUAAUAAUGCAAGCAAUUCCCAGCAUCUUGGUAUCACGAUACUGGCUUCUAAAUUUGCUAAAAACACAAGAAGAGGAGCCCAGAAGAUGAUUAGCAGGAUUGGCGCUGAUGAUUCAAUCUUAAAAAUGCCCAAAAUGUUUAAGCCUGUGGAGCCUGAUUUCUCUGCAGACCAUGAUAAUUAAGCACCAUAAUAUAACUAACCUCAUAUUAGUUAGAAGAGCCAGUAUGUAUGGAAAGAUCUUGUGAAAGGUAAGGCUGUCAACAUUCCUUUAUUAAUUGAAAACUAUACAUUGUCUAGAAAAUAGUACUAAUAAUUAAUUUAGAUCA